Aphidius gifuensis is the source of this 846-nucleotide messenger RNA. RefSeq lists its product as uncharacterized. The record is from RefSeq and is a predicted model, not a curated record. Bases 1 to 846 code for a protein of 281 amino acids. Lineage: Eukaryota; Metazoa; Arthropoda; Insecta; Hymenoptera; Braconidae. The transcript has a single exon.
AUGUCUGAUGAAGAAUCAUUAUUCGAUUCGAGUGGUUAUUUUGAUAUAUCAAUACCACUGAGCCUGCUGCUAGGAUUUGCUGAAGAUUAUAAUAAAAUAAUUAUCAAUGCAAAACAUGAACUCAUCCUAAUAAAAGCAAAUAGUGAUGUGAAUGCCUGUCUACAAGAACAACCUGCGGAAGGAAAAAGUGGCGAAAAAAUACAAAUUAAACUUCAAAAAGUGGAAUGGAUUGUUCCAUAUAUCAAAGUGUCUGAUAAGCAGAAAAUUCAACUUUUAAAUUACAUUGCCAAGGAUCCAUCCAUAGCAAUCAGUUUUCGUACAUGGGAAUUGUACGAGUAUCCACUAUUACCUGUAACUACAAAACAAAAUUGGAGUGUGAAAACAUCAACACAAUUGGAAAAACCGAGAUACAUAAUUUUAGGCUUCCAAACAGGACAAAAAAACUCUGUAACAAACAAUUCAAGUGUUUUUGAUCAUUGUAACUUGCGUGAUGUUAAGCUGUUUUUAAAUUCACAAUCAUAUCCUUAUGGAAAUUUAAAUAUUGAUUUUGCCCAUAAUCAAUUCUCAUUAUUAUAUGAUAUGUUUGCAUAUUUCCAAGCUUCCUACUAUUACACAGAAACACCACAACCAUUAUUUACAAGACAAAAAUUUUUGGAAGAAGCUCCACUUAUUGUCAUAGAUUGUUCAAAGCAUAAUGAAUUUUUAAAAUCUGGACCAGUAGAUAUUCGACUCGAAUUUGAAUCAACAACACAAUUUCCAGCUCAAACAUCAGCUUAUUGUUUGAUUUUACAUGAUCGAAUUGUUGAAUAUAAUCCAAUUAGUGGUUCAGUACGCAAGCUCGUUUAA